Hypoxylon trugodes is the source of this 1970-nucleotide messenger RNA. RefSeq names its product phospholipase D/nuclease. Gene Ontology annotation, cellular component: nucleus. Lineage: Eukaryota; Fungi; Ascomycota; Sordariomycetes; Xylariales; Hypoxylaceae. The record is from RefSeq and is a predicted model, not a curated record. Gene Ontology annotation, biological process: double-strand break repair; single strand break repair. The transcript has 9 exons. Gene Ontology annotation, molecular function: single-stranded DNA binding; 3'-tyrosyl-DNA phosphodiesterase activity; double-stranded DNA binding. Bases 90 to 1835 code for a protein of 581 amino acids.
CACCCCCAUCUCAUCGACGGCGAACUCCCACCAGUUCACAAAUCGAGCUAAUCACACUAGCAUCAUUCUAACCCCAUUCAAUUUUCAAAAUGGAUGGGUCCGAUGCUUUUGAUGGCGACGAUGAUGCGGCAUUACGCUAUGCGAUUGCUUUAUCCUUGCAAGAAACCAGCAAAUCCUCAAUGGAAACUCCUAUCGAGCUCAGUUCGGAUGAAGAUGAUGGCGACCUAAAUAAAGAACCUAAGUAUACACCAAUUCCGAAGAAUUCCGAGAAAUCACCUAGCAAGCAGUCUUCCGUAAGGACACAAUUGGAAGUCGCGCCAGCAGCUCCGCAACAACCCGCGACCGCUCUGGCAAGUUCUUUCACAGCCCUUGGACUUGACAGGAAGAAGAUGGAAGAAGAGCGACUAGCAAGGUUAGGAAAGCGAAAAGCUACGGAAUCGGAGUCAGACACCCAGGAUCGGAGACAGAGACCGAGACUGGAUGUCCAAUCUCCAAAUCAUUCGGCUACGAAAGAUGUUCCUCGCCAUCUUCCCUACCCAAAGGGUACAGUGAAGAAAACAUGGGCUGCCGGUUAUCCUCGGAAGGAUGACAUUAAGAUCGAUGAAAUACUACAGAAAAACGAGCUCGAACUCGCAGUGGUCGGCUCAUUUCAAUGGGAUGAACGAUGGAUGUUAUCCAAGAUUGACUGUACCAGGACCAAACUCGUUUGCAUUGCUUUUGCUUCAGAUGAGGCCCAGAAAGAAGAUAUCAAAAAUAAUAUACCCAAAGGAACGGCCAUUAGAUUUUGUUUUCCACCUAUGAUGCCAGCCGGAAGUAUGCAUUCAAAGCUACAGUUAUUAAAGUUUCCUGGAUAUCUACGAAUAGUUGUACCCAGUGGAAAUUUUGUUCCCUACGACUGGGGUGAAACCGGGGUAAUGGAGAACAUGGUUUUUCUGAUAGACCUCCCCAAAAUUGACGAUCCGAAAUUACAAUCAUCCAACAUCGAUCUCGGUCCAUUCGGCGAAGAGCUCCGCUAUUUCCUUCGAGCUCAGGGUUUACAAGAUAGCUUAAUCAACAGCUUACCAAACUAUGAUUUUUCAGAAGCGAACCGAUACAGAUUUGUCCAUACAAUUGGGACAACCCACGUGGGCGAUAAAUGGCAACGAACAGGAUAUUGUGGGCUCGGUCGAGCUGUCACAUCACUUGGUCUCAACACCACCGAGAACGUUGAGGUGGAUUUCAUAACCGCUUCUUUGGGCUCAUUAAACAAGGACCUUCUAACAGCACUAUACUACGCCUCUCAAGGUGACAACGGACUAAAAGAAUACGAGACGAGAAGCACGAAAGGAAGCAAGAACAAACCGGCACCGAAGGCCAAGUUAGAUUUAAACGAUAAAUUCCGAAUUUAUUUCCCUUCUCAAGACACCGUGACCAAGAGUCGUGGUGGCAAAGAUGCCGCAGGUACAAUCUGUGUACAGUCCAAAUGGUGGGAUUCGGCAACGUUUCCCCGGGAAUUAAUUCGCGAUUGCAAAAGCGUUAGGCCUGGUCUCCUAAUGCAUAGCAAAAUUAUAAUGGUCCGACAUACUCACUCAAACGCUGCAUACGCAUACAUCGGAAGUGCGAACUUGUCUGAAAGCGCAUGGGGACGCUUAACGAAGGAGAGGGGAACUGGUAAUCCAAAACUUACCUGUCGCAAUUGGGAAUGUGGUGUGAUCAUUCCGGCUCAAGAUUCCAGCACCAACAGAUCUCAAGACCAUGAAUUAUCCGACUUUCACAACAUAAUUCCUGUUCCGAUGGAAAUACCAGGCGAAGCAUACGCCACGUCAAAACGACCAUGGCUCUAUCUCGAGAACUGAUGUCCACUUAAGUACCCAGGUACCUAUGCAGUCAAUCUCAUUGGAGCCUCCGAUCCAUCAUGCUAAUCCAUUUAUGGGUAAAGCGUGAGAAAUUAAUGCCGAGAUCAUCCGCCACGGGUGAUCGACAGUCUCCCC